This is a messenger RNA of Choloepus didactylus (southern two-toed sloth), 2681 nucleotides long. RefSeq names its product G-protein coupled receptor 157-like. Gene Ontology annotation, biological process: cell surface receptor signaling pathway; adenylate cyclase-activating G protein-coupled receptor signaling pathway. The record is from RefSeq and is a predicted model, not a curated record. NCBI's taxonomy places the organism in Eukaryota, Metazoa, Chordata, Mammalia, Pilosa, Megalonychidae. Bases 96 to 1097 code for a protein of 333 amino acids. The transcript has 4 exons. Gene Ontology annotation, cellular component: plasma membrane. Gene Ontology annotation, molecular function: G protein-coupled receptor activity.
UCUUGCCCAGAGGGCGGCGGCAGCGGCCGCAGCGGGCGGUCCAGACUCUGUGCUCGCGGAGCCGGCGGCGCCCCAGUCCCGGACCCCCGCGAGCCAUGCCGCCGCCCGCGCCGCCCACGGAGCUGGUGCCGUCGGAGCGCGCGGUGGUGCUGCUGUCGUGCGCGCUGUCGGCGCUCGGCUCGGGCCUGCUGGUGGCCACGCACGCCCUGUGGCCCGACCUGCGCAGCCGGGCGCGGCGCCUGCUGCUCUUCCUGUCGCUGGCCGACCUGCUCUCGGCCGCCUCCUACUUCUACGGGGUGCUGCGGGACUUCGCGGGCCCCUCGUGGGACUGCGUGCUGCAGGGCGCGCUCUCCACCUUCGCCAACACCAGCUCCUUCUUCUGGACCGUGGCCAUCGCCCUCUACCUGUACCUGAGCAUCGUCCGCACCGCGCGCGGGCCCCGGAACGGCAGCCUGUUCUGGACCUUCCACGUCGUCAGCUGGGGGGUGCCGCUGGUGAUCACCGUGGCGGCCGUGGCGCUGAAGAAGAUCGGCUACGAUGCCUCCAACGUGUCCGUGGGCUGGUGCUGGAUCGACCUGGAGGCCGAGGACCGCGUCCUGUGGAUGCUGCUGACGGGGAAGCUGUGGGAGCUGCUGGCCUAUGUCAUGCUGCCCUUGCUCUACGUGCUCAUCCGGAAGCACAUCAGCAGGGCGCACGCGGCGCUCUCCGAGUACCGGCCCCUGCUCUCCGAGGCGCCCGGGCUGCAGCAGCGCGCCUCCGUGGCCGACAGGAAGCUGGUUCUCAUCCCUCUCAUCUUCAUUUGCCUCCGGGUCUGGAGCACCGUGCGCUUCGUCCUGACCCUCUGCGGCUCCCCGGCCGUGCGGGCGCCCGUGCUGGUCAUUCUGCACGGCAUUGGGAACACGUUUCAGGGGGGCGCCAACUGCAUCAUGUUCGUCCUCUGCACCCAGGCUGUCCGGGCCCGGCUCCUCUCCCUCUGCUGCUGCCAGGCCCCUCCACCUGCCGAGGGUCCAGCUGGCCCUCCCAAGGCACCUGUGCCCUCCAAGAUGGGAGAAUCUCAGGAAUCCCGACGGACCCCAGUUGAACUUCCCAGCACCUGAGCGGCCCCCUUCCUCGUUCUGUACCUGGGUGCUGCCCUCUGGGGUCAGACUGUUCUGUGGGUCCCGUUACAGGGAGGGGGCGUGGGUGCCUGCUGCUCGGUCAGCCCUCUGCUGUUUCAGCUCUUGGCCCCCCAAUACGGGGGCAGCUGUGAACUCAGCUUCUUCUACCUCGUAGACCUCAUGUGGCACGUUGCACCCACACAUGGAUCCUGGUGCACUUGGGGGUUUCCCUCUACAUGAGGGUCGGUGACGAGAUUCAGGGAAUCCAGUGGUGCUCAGUCACUGCCUGGUGGCCUCACAGCCCAGCAGUCGUCCGUCUCAGUGAUCACAUAGCACUGCUUACGAAUUGAGGGACCCACACCUGUGGACAGAGUGUGAAAAGAUACAUCCUCUGUACAGCCGUCCUGCAAGUGACUGAAUUCAUUGUCGAGGGGACCAGAGAUGUGUCCCCAACCGAGACGUCAUGAAGCAGGUCCCUGGAGGGCAGGGCACUGAGAGUCCCUGGGGAGGCCGGCUUUCUCGGAGAGCUUUGCUGGUCGGUCGGGGAGCCAGGUACCUAUCAUUAGGUUCCCCAAGGUUUCUCGGUGAUUAGCAUAAGCGCAGCCAAGCACAACUGCUUAGGAAAAGCAGGUUCCCAAGCCUCCCAAAUUCCCGCUGCAUUUUUGCCAACCCUUGAUGUCGAUGGUGUUUGAGUUUCAAGGACAGGCCAGAAUCCAGAUGCCUGCCUCUGCCAGCUGGUUAUUUAAAAUACUGGUUCCAGCUCCAACGCCAGGGCUAGACCCCGGGCAAGGGGUCAGGGAGAGACCCCUGAGGAUGCCCCGCUGUCUCUGCAGUUCUUUUCUUAGGAUACUCUUGUUCUUGCCCAGACCAAAAUGGGGUAAGUUUUGGCUUUUCACUUCCUAGUUCAGUUUUUUGUAGAACCAACAACCAGAGAGGUAGCAAAUGAUCCACAAACGGGUGCUUCCUGGACAGUGAAGAUUUUAAGACUCAGCUGUUUUCAGAGUUGGUUGGGGGUGGGGGGUAGGGUUGGUAGCACAGGCCGCUGGGUGAUUAUUUACAUUUAAAAAAGAUUUAGAAGAAGCUUCUACAUCUCUCUCUCUCUUCACUGUGUCUUCCUGCAACACGUUCCGCUUAUUUCAGAAAGCUGUUUCCUUGCCAACUGGCCCCAAGAACUAAAUCCCAGAAGCUGUUGGUUCCCAACGGGGCUGCUCCCAAAGCGUCCGCAGGGCAGUGGUGUUCUGGGAGGAUUUAGGGAGGGAAAUUUAACUUCACCUAAUGGGUCUCUGUCCCUCAGAUUCCAUCCGGGCUCGGCAGAAUUGAAAUUAUUUUCUGAGCCCAGUCGAAUGUUCCUUAAACCACUAACACCCAAGCCAUACCGUGCUAUCGAUUCCUGUUUUACUCGCAAAGCAAAAUCCGAAUCAGGAAGAGAAUCUGAAAGCAAUCGGCAUCUAGAGGACCAAGUCCAAAAUGCUCAUUUUUGGUUUCCCUUAAAAACAGAUUUCUUUUUGAAAAUCAGCAGGAACAUCCCCUUAAAAGUCAAAAAAAAAAAAAAACCGAGGCUGCGUUACAGAAAGCUGCUGAUGG